GUUUCUGAGAAGGUAGUGAGUAGAAGUAGGCUUACUAUAGUGGAUUACGCUCACGAUGAGGCCGCUAUGUCUCCCGAAGCUGAGGAAGGAGAAAUCAUGAUCAGUGGUCGAGCACAUGAUGUUGAGAAACUACAAACGGUUCUGUCUGAAUCACAAGUUGAAAAUCCACUGGGCUCUCUUCAGGGCCACACACCCACUAUUCAAACAGUACCUCAUCAAUCAUUAGAGGCAAGUGCUGAUGACGCAAAUGCUUUGAGUUCUGGAGAUGUUAAUAUGGUUCCUGCACGAGAAAAAGAGGAAGACCUACUGGAAAAUUUUCUUCCACCCCCGCCAAAAGCAAAGUGCUCAGAUGAAUUACAACAAAAGAUCAAUAGGUUUCUAGAAAUAAAGAAAACUACUGGAAGAAGCUUUAACGCAGAAGUGCGGAAUAGAAAGGACUAUAGAAAUCCUGAUUUCUUGCGGCAUGCAGUGCAAUAUCAAGGCAUUGAUGAGAUAGGAACCUGCUUCAGUAAAGAUGUAUUCGACCCACAUGGAUACGACAAUUGUGACUUUUAUGAUGAAAUUGAGGCUGAUAUCAGGCGCGGAAUGGAGAGGAAGGAACAAGAAAGGAGGAAUAGUCCAAAAGUUGACUUCAUCUCUGGAGGAACACAGCCUGGGACUAUGGGGAAACCCAAUCUGCCACUCCCAGGUACUGGAUUUAAUGCAGCACCAACAUCCGUUGAUUUUAUAUCCCGGGACAGCCGACACAACAAAAAGUCAAAAUGGGAUAAGGUUGAUGUCGAUCGUAGAGAUACAGUAUCAGCUGUCGGCACACAUGCAGCUUUGCUAUCUGCUGGUAGUGGAUAUGCUGCCUUUGCGCAACAAAAACGGAAAGAAGUAGAAGAGAAGCGAUCCUGUGACAAGAAGUUGGAAAGAAGAUCUUGAUCACAUCUGUGCUGCUGCGAGAAAUAGAUGCAGAACACCACCACCAUGUCAGACGUAUGUAAAUGCUAAUAUGACCUCAUCAAAAGAUCUAAUACCAUAAUUAUUGUGAUUUAUCAGCAUGGAUUGGAAAUAUGGAAUAUAGUAUGAAUGUGGAAAUGUUUUGAUGUCAAACACACAUAUGAUCUUCAUCCUGAACUCAUCUACUUAGGCUUCAUCUGUUUUUUUUGUUACUUUAGCCUUUCUCAGGACAUGUAAUGAGUUCGUAUUACAAACUGGGAUCCCUGUUUUUGGAUUGAAUCUGAA
This is a messenger RNA of Cuscuta europaea, 1227 nucleotides long. The record is from the annotation of a GenBank genome assembly. NCBI's taxonomy places the organism in Eukaryota, Viridiplantae, Streptophyta, Magnoliopsida, Solanales, Convolvulaceae.